Messenger RNA from Pseudovirgaria hyperparasitica, 1011 nucleotides. Its product is annotated as NmrA-domain-containing protein. NCBI's taxonomy places the organism in Eukaryota, Fungi, Ascomycota, Dothideomycetes, Acrospermales, Acrospermaceae. The transcript has 2 exons. Bases 1 to 1011 code for a protein of 336 amino acids. The record is from RefSeq and is a predicted model, not a curated record.
AUGGCCGCGAAAAAUGUCGUUACUAUCAACAGCUUGGGUCGGCAGUCGGCUAGCUUCAUCCGUGUCGCCUCUGCCGUAGGCUGGACUGUCCGCGGUCAUAUACAUACCGACGACGGCAUCGUGGCGAGGGAACUCAAGGCCCUGCCAGGCGUGACUCUUAUCAAAGGCGCUCUCGAGGACAAGAACUAUGUCGCCGACCUGUUCAAGGAUGCCCAUGUUGCCUUUAUAAAUACCACCCACUGGGGAGACGAGGUUGCUCUCGGUCGUGCGCUUGCAGAUGCCGCAAAAAGGGCUGGUGUACAGCACUAUAUCUACAGUAGUAUGCCUGAUCAUUCAAUCUACAACCAGGGCUGGAAAGAACUUCCGUUGUGGGCGCACAAGUUCACCAUCGAGAACUAUAUCCGGCAGAUUGGUCUACCGGCAACCUUCGUAUACUGCGGAAUCUACCACAACAACUUCACCAGUCUCAAUUUUCCUCUUUUCCGUAUGGAACUGCAGCCGGACGAGGAGAGUUUCGUAUGGCAAGCACCAUUCCAUCCAGAUCACCUCCUCCCAUGGCUUGACUCGGAACAUGAUAUUGGGCCUGCAAUUCUCCAGAUUUUCAAACAGGGUCCAAGGAAGUUCAACGGUGCACGUAUACCUCUUGCUUACCAGCAUCUCACUCCAAAACAGGUUUGUCGAGCGUUUGCUCGAGGCGUAGGCCGCCCUGUGAGAUACGUGCGAGGGCCUAUCAGCAUAGAAGUCUCUAUACCCAUCGGUUAUCGUGAGCAUCUACAGGCCUUGGAAGAGACACUUGGUAAGAAGGGAGCACCAUACUUCGGACCAGAGCUCGAGCCGGACUGUACGAAGCUUGCGUUGCAACUGUGGGAAGGCUAUCGAGACCUGGAAGAGUACGCCAGGGAAGUUUUUCCGACAGAAGAAGCUGCAAAUGGCUUGACAUGGAUGGACGAACCUAAAACACCCGCGAGUGAAGUUGUUCCAGACAUCUUCCAGUUUCAGAGCAGCUGUUAG